This is a messenger RNA of Enterobius vermicularis (human pinworm), 4809 nucleotides long. The record is from the annotation of a GenBank genome assembly. NCBI's taxonomy places the organism in Eukaryota, Metazoa, Nematoda, Chromadorea, Rhabditida, Oxyuridae.
AUGUUAGUAUGCUUGUUAGGAACGGUCAUUCUACUAAUUUUUUCGAAUGAAAUAUGUAUAGAAGCUGCUUCCGCGGGAUGUAAAGGUUGCCAGCCUCCUUGCAUUUGCCCAGGAAAAAAAGGUGAAAAGGGUACACCAGGACUCACUGGCAAACAUGGAUAUCCAGGGCCACCUGGUGAAGACGGCCCCGAAGGACCAAUUGGUGCCCCCGGAAUGCAAGGCGCAGAGGGAGAUUACGGUGAUACUGGCCCAAAAGGAGCUAGGGGUGACAGGGGAUUCCCAGGACCGCGAGGCAAUCCCGGUAUUCCUGGACUUGACGGCUUACCAGGACUGAAGGGAGAGAUGGGUUUACCAGGAUGCAAUGGAACAAAUGGCUACCCGGGAAUACCUGGCAUGCCAGGGACUCCAGGACCACGUGGUCCUGUGGGCGAACCUGGAAGAGCGGGUAUUCCUGGUCCACCUGGAGAAGGUGGUGUCAAUUCUGUUGGAAGAAAGGGAGAGCAAGGGGAAUCAGGACGACCAGGAAGAGUCGGGAUUGCAGGCCAACCCGGAGUCAAAGGAAUUAAGGGUUCCAAAGGAGACAGAGGACCAUAUGGUCCACCAGGAUUUCCGGGACCAACAGGACCGAAAGGAAAAAUGGGAUUGAGAACACCUGGUGUUAAAGGGGAAAAGGGCUUGUCAGGUCCUCCAGGCCCUCCAGGACUUCCGGGUAAUUUUGCGGGUGCUUCUGCGCCGGAAGAAACGGAAAUACUACAAGGACCUCCGGGAGCGCCAGGUGAGAAAGGAGAAAAAGGCCGAGACGGUCCUUUGGGUCCUCCUGGCGCGCGUGGUCUUGACGGUCCUCCUGGAUAUCAAGGAAUUAAAGGGCAAAAAGGCGAUCCUGGCGACGCUGGGCAAAGAGGAAAAAGGGGGAAGGACGGUAGUAUGGGUAUGAUUGGUCCCAAAGGCGAAGGCGGAGUUGCAGGUGUUGAAGGAUUCCCGGGAUAUCCAGGCAUCAAGGGAGCAGCAGGAGAGCUAGGUUACCCGGGAAGAACAGGAAUAGAGGGUGAUCCGGGUCCGCCAGGAGAAUUUGGAGUUGGCCGUGGAGAACCUGGGCCUCGCGGCCCACAAGGACGAGAUGGCUUACCUGGAAUAAAAGGAAAAAGCGGUAUUUUUAAGGCUGAGAUAUUGCUGUAUAGUGUUUCGUGCUAUUCCGCUUCCCUGUCUUGUGCAUCUAAUAAAAAGGUGAAACAAAAUUGUCACACUUCAGGGAGCAAUGGAGAGCCUGGUCCUGUUGGAGCGAGGGGCCCCGUUGGUCUUCCAGGUCAGCCUGGAAUUCCUGGCUUUGAUGGACCUCCUGGAUUUUCUGAAAAAGGAGACAGAGGAGAAGACGGCGAUUCCGGAUAUAUUGGAGAGGCUGGAGUCCCAGGUGAGCACGGACCACCAGGAGUACCUGGAGAGCCAGGAUUUCCAGGACUGGAUAUCGAGGGUCCUCCUGGAUUUGACGGAAGACCAGGUAGGGACGGCUAUCCUGGAAUGCCUGGAGAUGUUGGAGAUAACGGACCGCCUGGAGUUGCCGGUUUUCCUGGUACUGGAGUGAAGAAAGUUGGUCCAACUGGAUUGCCCGGCUUCCCCGGGCUUCCAGGAGAAAAUGGUCGUAUUGGUAUGGACGGUCAACCAGGUCUGCCCGGUCCAUCAGGGCCAGUGGGAGAUGACUGUGGAUACUGUCCGGACGGCUUUCCAGGACUAAAAGGAGACUGUGGGUCACCGGGUUCUGACGGGUACCCCGGCCCUCCUGGGCCCGAUGGAAGUCAAGGAGUGACCGGUCUAAAAGGAGCUGCCGGUCAACCAGGUCCACCAGGCCUAGAAGGGCUUCCGGGCAUGGAAGGGUUACCCGGUUUACCAGGAUUUCCAGGUUUGAAAGGAGAAGCUGGUGAUAUUAUUGGACCGAUAGAAAAUCCACAAGGGCCUGACGGCGAAAAAGGAAGUCGUGGUCUUCCUGGGCUACCUGGUCCACCUGGAAAAUCAGGAGAAAAAGGUCUCCCAGGAUUACCAGGACCUGAUGGAGCCCCAGGAGGUGACGGGUUUCCUGGUCCUGUAGGUUACCCGGGUCCAAAAGGUGAACGAGGGGAUACCGGUUUACCAGGAAUUCCUGGAAGACGCGGAAAGCCAGGGCUUAUUGGAGUUGAAGGACUACCUGGAGAAAAAGGAAUGGAGGGUCUACAGGGAUUAGAAGGGCCUAAUGGUUUUGAAGGGGAGAAGGGCGUUGAUGGUAUUCAUGGAGUUCCAGGAGAAGAAGGACAGCCGGGUGUUCCUGGCCUCGUAGGAGAACCUGGAACUGAUGGCUUUCCCGGUAUGGACGGAGAGGUAGGUGAACCAGGGCUUAUUGGAAAUGCUGGGUAUCCAGGGCAAAGAGGCGAUAAAGGCGAAGCAGGUAUAUUUGGUAACCAAGGCAAACCUGGAGAAGUUGGUCUACCUGGUGUGCGAGGUGCUCCAGGUCUCCCUGGACAAUCCGGAGUCCCAGGUGAAGAUGGGCUUCCAGGGUUAAGAGGGCUUCCAGGAGAACCUGGAUAUAAAGGACAAACUGGCAUGCAAGGCAACGAUGGAAGCCCUGGUCCUGUAGGACCACCGGGCCUUCCUGGUACCGACGGUUUUCCUGGAAAAAGGGGUGAGCGUGGUGAACCUGGCGAAGCAAUUCCAGGUCACCCUGGUUUGAAAGGAGCACCAGGCGAACCGGGACUGAUGGGUUUACGCGGUUCUGAUGGUCAACCUGGAACACCAGGAUUUUUAGGAUUUCCUGGCCCUAAAGGAGAGCCUGGCAAUAGCGGAGCUCCAGGAAGUUCCGGUGUUGAUGGCCAACCUGGGAUACAAGGAAUCCCUGGAGACAGAGGAGAACCUGGUUUACCAGGUUUACCUGGCGUUAUUGGAAGUCCCGGGCUCAGUGGAAUUCCUGGAGCUUUUGGUGAAAGAGGGAUAUCAGGCGAACCUGGGUCGAAUGGGCUGCCUGGAAGAGCAGGAAGGCAUGGAAAGAAGGGAGAAAGAGGCGAAGAAGGAGUACCUGGGAUGCACGGUGCUCCUGGACUGCCAGGACCAAUCGUAAUUAAUUACUUUUACUUAAAGGGCGUACCAGGAAUACCAGGUUUACCUGGCGAAGAAGGAUUACCAGGAGCAGAUGGGAUACCAGGAGAAAAGGGCGAACAAGGCAAUGCUGGAAUUCCUGGCCUUCCUGGUGCUGACGGUCCGCCUGGAAAAACAGGAGAAAGAGGCGACGACGGUAUCCCUGGAGUCCCAGGCCCGGAUGGAGAAGUUAUUAUGAGUGACGAAGGACUGCCAGGAGUACACGGAAAAGAUGGUCUUCCGGGAUUGCCAGGACACCCAGGUGCUAGGGGGGAAAGGGGACAGCCAGGUGUCGGUGGUGCAAAGGGUGAAAGAGGUGAGGACGGGGUUCCUGGAAUAAAAGGCGAGCAAGGUCUCCCGGGCAUAAACGGCAAAAGAGGUUCAAACGGUCUUCCUGGUUUACCAGGUUUGGUUGGAAUUGACGGAGAAAUAGGGUACCCAGGAGAACAAGGAGAUGUUGGACCAGAAGGCGUUAGAGGGCUCAAUGGUUUGCCUGGCUAUCCAGGUGAACCAGGGACUCCCGGUAUCCCUGGUGCACCAGGAUAUCCUGGAGAUUUCGGUUUUCCAGGAAUUCCUGGUACGCCUGGACCAAAAGGAGAGAGAGGUGAUCUAGGAAAGCCAGGGUCACCAGGCCUCCCUGGAAUUCCAGGAAGACAAGGUGUAAUGGGACUCCAAGGUUUACCAUUUGUACCAGACAUAACGUUCUUCCCAAAAGGAGAAAUAGGAGAUAUUGGACCCAGAGGAGAAAAGGGAUACCCAGGAGAAACCGGAGAACCAGGUUUGCAAGGACCAUCUGGACCGGCUGGCUAUCCAGGCCGUCCAGGUCCACCUGGCAAUCCUGGGCUUCCUGGAGAAGCUGGAGAUGUAGGAGAGGACGGUAAUCCCGGUUCUCCUGGACCAAGUGGACGGCAAGGACAGCCAGGACCUCCUGGUCCACCGGGAUUUGUGGGUCAACCAGGUGGACCAUCACCGGAAGUCGGUUUUAUAUUUGCUCGUCACUCUCAAACGACAGAGAUUCCGACGUGCCCUUUCAACAAAAAACCGCUCUGGACUGGUUACUCUCUGCUAUACGUCCAAGGAAAUGGUCGGGCAAGUGGUCAAGAUUUAGGACAACCGGGAUCAUGUUUGUCAAAGUUUAAUACAAUGCCAUUUAUGUUUUGUAACCUCAACAGUGUCUGCCAUGUAUCAAGUCGAAACGACUAUUCUUUUUGGCUUUCAACAGCCGAACCGAUGACUCAAACGAUGAAUCCGGUAUCCGGAGCAGCUAUAAAGCCAUAUAUUUCGAGGUGUGCUGUCUGUGAAAUCCCUGCUCAAAUCAUUGCCGUUCACUCACAAGACACUGCAAUUCCAAGCUGCCCUCAAGGAUGGCGACCUUUGUAUGCAGGAUACUCAUUUGUCAUGCACACUGCAGCGGGGGCAGAGGGCACUGGCCAGAACCUUCAGUCGUCCGGUAGUUGUUUGGAGGAAUUCCGAGCCGUACCAUUCAUCGAGUGUCAUGGGCGAGGAACGUGCAACUACUACGCAACAAACCACGGCUUUUGGCUAGCCAUAGUUGAUAAGAACAAGCAAUGGCGAAAACCAAUGUCACAAACGCUGAAGGCGGGAGGGCUAAAAGACCGUGUAAGCCGAUGCCAAGUGUGUCUCAAAAACCCAUGGUUUGCCCUAUCUUUCAAUCUCAGUUCUAUCCAGCAGACCCUUCUAAAAAUCAAUUAA